GCAGUUUAAAGGAGAACAAUGUUGGCACUCCUAUGGCUCCAUCUAGAAUUCAUACUGAUGCUUCUCAACCUUUUAAUAGAUCAGCUUUAUGUGAUAUUUCAAAUUAUAACUUAUUUGCUUAAUCCUUCUGAGCAUAGUGUUAAGAGAAAGAAAAACUGUGAUGAUGCUGUUUUCCCUGUCGUUGACUCUAGCCAUGGACAGAAGUUAAGGAAGGAAAGUUUUGAUUUUUUUAGAGAUUAUGCAACGAAAUCAUUAGUCUCUUCUUCUAUAACUCCUACAAUUCAGCUGUUGUUGCAUGCCUCUACACUUAGUAUAGGACUAAUACUCACUUACCUAAGCUGUGCACGACUUGGGAACCCUCUUGAAUUCUUCAAACCCUAGCAUUCUACAACUCUCAUGAACUCUCAACUUCCUUUCCUCUUUUACCAUUUGGUGACAAAGAGGGAAAUGGCAAGAUGAACUUAGUUCUCCACUAAGUUGCAAGAUAAUCCAUUUGAAGUGUGAACAACUCUUAGUGGAAUGUAACUUUUCUCAAGUGUUCUUGGCAAUUACAUGCCAAUAGACGUGUAUACACUUCUUUUACUGUUAAAAAGUUAUCAACUUUUUUAAGUUAAGGCACUCAAGUUUAAAGAAAUUUUAAAGUUAAGU
Molecule: messenger RNA, 648 nt
Organism: Rubroshorea leprosula
Lineage: Eukaryota; Viridiplantae; Streptophyta; Magnoliopsida; Malvales; Dipterocarpaceae
Source: the annotation of a GenBank genome assembly